AUGGUCUUAUCCACCAUUACCGGUACUCUUUUGUUCUUCUUUGCUAUCUUUCAAUUGGGCGUUCAAGGUAUAUGUUGCAGGGAUACUGAGGUCAAGAUCAUGUACUUCUAUAGUGUUAUCGAUGUCAUUUUUGACCUUGCUAUUGGCAUUUUACCUGCAAUCUUUAUUCGCAAAACUAAGCUGGACCGCCGCACCAAGUUCGGUAUUGCUAGUCUUCUUGGACUUGGCUGCCUUGCAUGUGCAGCCGUCAUCGCUCGAAUACCCUUUUUACAUCUAAUGACGGAGGAAAGUUUUCUGUACGAAACAACCAUGGUGGCGGUCUGUUUCGACGUGGAAACUGGCCUAGGCAUCAUGGCAGGAUGUUUUAUGGUCAUGCGACGAGCCUUCUUCUUCACUAGACCCAAUGACAAAGAAAAUGCAAAAGGCUAUGUGAGCCCUCACUUCGUCUCUCAAGCGACUAUCAGUACGCUGUGA
Messenger RNA from Aspergillus caelatus, 474 nucleotides. RefSeq lists its product as uncharacterized. The transcript has 4 exons. Lineage: Eukaryota; Fungi; Ascomycota; Eurotiomycetes; Eurotiales; Aspergillaceae. The record is from RefSeq and is a predicted model, not a curated record. The coding region runs from base 1 to 474 and encodes 157 amino acids.